Messenger RNA from Cylicocyclus nassatus, 846 nucleotides. The record is from the annotation of a GenBank genome assembly. Lineage: Eukaryota; Metazoa; Nematoda; Chromadorea; Rhabditida; Strongylidae.
AGAACAAUAAUGCGGGCAUUGCUAUUAAUACUUGCUGCUGUCUACAGAAUCUCUGCACAAGAAGAAUGCCGCGACUUGGAUUUUAACUGUCGUGACUGGGUGGCAGCAUCGCCACGAGCUUGUGAAUCGACAGACUACAUUUCGAAAAGCUGCAAGAAAUCAUGUGGUUUCUGCGGUCCUCCGGACAAAAAGUAUGAUUUACGUCGUCUGUCACCGCAGCUCCAACCAUUGGCCUUCCUCGUGGGUAAGUGGCGCUCUGAGCACGGUGGCAAAGCGAUUUUCCCUACCAUCCCAAAGUUCACAUACGGUGAAGAAGUUGACAUCAGCAUACCGGACGAGGCUCUCCAAGCACAUCAGGCCUUGAAUUAUACAGCCUUUGCAUGGUCAAUCAAUGAAAAGGACGAACUUCACAGCGAAUCUGGCUACAUCUCAGUAAAACCAAAUACACAAGAAGUGGCGCUAACAACUGUAAUGAACAAUGGAUUCGUAACAGUGGAAGAAGGCCCAAUCAAAAACAACGUUAUCAAAUUCCGAUUGAAGGAUGUUGGACGAAUCAGCUUCAGUCGUGAUCUGCCUGUCCACGAUAUGGUACGCGAAUGGACAUUGUUAGAUAAAAACACGCUACAAGCCAGACUCAAUAUGGAAACAUUGACACAUGGAAUGCAAGAGCAUACUUUCAUUCGAUAUCACAAGAUUGCGCCAUAGAUAUUCGUUGUUGUUUUCUGCAUUUCUAUCAGAUUUUGUUACUUCCAAAGGUAAUAACGCACGUUGAAAACAUCUCAAAUGUAACGGCUAUGCCUCUAAAAAUGAUCACCCUGUACAGAAUUUCAAUAAAAUAUCUUCAAG